UGAAGUAGAAACAAAGUAAUGAGAUUGGUUGCAUGUGACAUGAGUUUCAGUAAAAAAACAAGAACCCACGCCGCAGUUAUAGCACCGACUAGCUACUCACAAUAAACUAACACCCCAUUCUGAAUCUGCCAUUCAGCAUCAGCCAUCUCAUUCUCUGUACCUCUUUACAUUUCAGUUACUAAACACUGGAAACAAAGGAAAAGUAAAAAAACACCAGUCCCUCUAUAAAAAAAAAAAAAAAGGAAAGAGAAAGAGAAGACGCUAACUAAUUUUUUAUGUAAAAAUUCACCAACUGCAACUCAUCAUCUCCAUAUUGCUUUAUGCUGGAAAAACGGAACAAAGUCAAUUUUAAAAGUUUUUCGCUCACACCCACUUGAGAAAAAAGAUUCUUGAUCCCUUUGCCCAGAAAAAUACCAGUUUGAAGAACAUUUUUUUUUUCCCCUCUUUUUGGAAAUAAUAGUCUUGUAAAGCAUGCCAAAUUGGGAGCUGAAGCAUUGUUGCAAGCAUGAGCAAGUCGUUUUUCUCGCCACUCUCGGCGUUUGUGCUGUCGUCAUUCUUGCCCUAUGGAGGACGGUGCUAUUACUACCUUUCAAGCUUGUGACCGUGUUUAUUCAUGAAGCUAGUCACGCUAUAGCUUGCAAACUUACUUGUGGCCAUGUUGAGGGGAUACAGGUUCAUGCUGAUGAAGGUGGCACUACACAAACACGUGGCGGUGUAUAUUGGUUCAUCUUGCCAGCUGGAUAUCUUGGUUCAGCAUUCUGGGGAAUGGUUUUAGUGCUUGCAUCCACCAAGCUCCUUACAGCAAGAAUUGCCGCAGGAUGUUUAGUGGUCACUCUAAUUAUUGUUCUUUUUGUGGCUAAAAAUUGGACACUCCGGGGCCUUUGUAUUGGAUUUAUUGUCUUCCUUGCUAUUGUAUGGAUUCUGCAAGAAACAACAAAGAUUAAAAUUCUGCGGUACAUCAUUCUUUUCAUUGGUGUAAUGAACAGCUUAUUUUCUGUGUAUGAUAUAUACGAUGAUCUGAUAUCACGAAGAGUUAACCACAGUGAUGCUGAGAAAUUUGCUGAAGUGUGUCCCUGUCCUUGUACUGGUGUUGGCUGGGGAGUGAUCUGGGGACUCAUUUCUUUCUUGUUUCUCUGUGGAGCCACAUAUCUUGGUUUGGUGAUCUUGUCUUGAGGUACACCUUGUUAGUUCAUUACAGGUAGUUCAAAUUGAACCUGCCUUUUUUCUGUCUGUGAAGCUGGAUACUUAUCACAACUCACAAAACAAGGGACUUCCAUUUAUACAACUUUCAAGAUCAUUCUUUUAGCCUUAUCUUCAGUGGCUUCUUACCAGUUAUGGAACUAUGAAUUAUUAUAGUGCAUUUGCCAAAUCAUUUAUGGAGGAGGAGAAUCAGAGAAACUGGAGCAUCUAUUUUUCCUUCUCAUAUACCAAAGGAUCUAAAAUAUCAUAUAUUUCCUCAUGAUUCGUCUGUCUUUAACACUUUGCUGUUGUAUAUAUCCGUUUCAAAUAGUUUCUUGAUGGAAUUAAUAGCUUUCUAGUUUUGGAUAUUUUUGUAACUUUAAAUUUGUCAAAGUGACAAUAAAAUCAUUCCUAUCGGUGCCUUCAUCUUCA
Molecule: messenger RNA, 1611 nt
Organism: Lycium barbarum (goji berry)
Lineage: Eukaryota; Viridiplantae; Streptophyta; Magnoliopsida; Solanales; Solanaceae
Exons: 10
Coding region: 472-1173 (233 amino acids)
Source: RefSeq, a predicted model, not a curated record